AUGAAUAAAAUUAAGUUUGAACUAACCGAAGAGCAAAAAAAAUGUGUGGAAUAUCCCUUAAAUGAACAAAUGUUGCUGAUUGACGCUGACCCUGGCACUGGCGAUCCUAAGCAAAAUAUUAUGGCUUUUGCGGGGGCUACUGAGGACGUAUUCCAAUUACUAAAAGAAAAAUUUCCUGACUGUGUACAAAUGGAAAUAUCAAUCAGUUUUCGGGUACCCCAAGAAAUAGCAGUUAUGGCCAAUGAUUUUACUCGUAAGUUUAUGCCUCACAAACCAAAAUUGCGAACUAAUCAAACUAAUGGUGGCAAGAAGCCAGCAGUUUUUUUGGCGGGUCAAGCCAAAGACUAUCAAUUAUUAACUGCCCAGGAAGAGAAUGGAAUAAAGGAAAAAAUUCGUGCCAAUUUUGCCGAAAAUAAUUAUUCAGAACUUCCAGUGGCCACCCAAGAGAAAAAAAGCCAAAAAUUACAAAAGAAGUGGACGGAUAAACAAAUAAAAACUAAGAAAUUAAAAAGUCAAAUUGAGUUUAUCCUAGAAAAAAUCGAGCAAUUAGAUAAAUCAGCUUCGCGGUUUAUUAUGGCAGGUGAUAAUCAGAAUAGGGUGAUUAAACACCUUAUUAAUAAAAUCCAUAAUGAACUUAAAAGUCCGCUUUUUCCCCCACACAAGUUUAAUUCUCUGGAAAAUUUUCUCAGUAGUUUAGGAAUAAAUUGGCAUAAUAUUCCAAAAUUUCAAUUAAUAAUGGAAAAGUUUGACCAAGAAAGAAUGCUGAACGAAGAAAAAGAAAAUCAAAAUUUAAGUGUUGAGGAAAUUAACGAUUUUAUUUGGCAAAUUGAUAAACAAUUAAUCGAAAGAGACCUGGAAAAUGCAGGAAAAACUGUACUCUCGACUAUUCAUAAAGCCAAAGGUUUAGAAUUUGAUUACGUUUUUUUAAUCGCGGUAGACGAGGAAAUAUUACCCAAACUAUAUAUAACCGCUAGCUGUCCCGAAGAAUGUUCACGCUAUCUUCGAAGUUUAAGUCCUAAUUUAAUCGAAUUAAUACCUGCUAAUUCGCAACUGCUACCUCCCGAGGAGAAAAAAAAUCACUCUACUUCCACUUAUGCUUCGGUUUCCGAAAUGAUUGGCGAAAAAGGUGAAGAGGAAGUAUGGCAACUUUUGGCGAACAAUAAGAAAAUUAAGUUUGAAAGAUUAAUCAAGAACUGGCGAGAAAUAGAAGAUUUGCAAGUUGAUAUUUAUGGGGAAACUGCCCAAAACAUUUAUUUUAUUGAGGUGAAAAAUUGA
Ambispora gerdemannii is the source of this 1275-nucleotide messenger RNA. The record is from the annotation of a GenBank genome assembly. NCBI's taxonomy places the organism in Eukaryota, Fungi, Glomeromycota, Glomeromycetes, Archaeosporales, Ambisporaceae.